This is a messenger RNA of Dictyostelium purpureum, 477 nucleotides long. RefSeq lists its product as uncharacterized. The transcript is spliced from 2 exons. The record is from RefSeq and is a predicted model, not a curated record. Bases 1 to 477 code for a protein of 158 amino acids. NCBI's taxonomy places the organism in Eukaryota, Evosea, Eumycetozoa, Dictyosteliales, Dictyosteliaceae.
AUGGUAUUCGCUGCUGUGGCAGCUGUAGGUUUAUAUUUUCUUUUUAAGAGUAGGUUAUCAGUCACCAAAGAAGAAAUAAUUGAUGUGGACACUUUGCACAAAAAAUUAGAAAAAGAAAUAAUUGAACUAAAAAAACAAAAAAAAAAUCAUUUGGUACAACCAACUGUUGAUGAUUUUUGUGAUCAAAUUUUUAAAAUAUGUAAUGAAGGUAAAAAUAAAUAUACAAUCGAUUUACAUGGUUUAUUUGUAGCACAAUCAUUAAAAUAUUUAAAUGAAAGAAUUUAUAAUUUAAAUAAAGAAAAAUAUACUGGUACACUAGUGGUGAUUACAGGCAAAGGAAAUCACAGUAAAGACAAUCUUGCUAAAAUCAAACCUAGUGUAAAGGAAUUUUUAAAAAAGAAUAAUUUUCAGUUUAAAGAAAUGGAUGGUUCAUUUUCAGUUUCUUUAGAUAAAUCAAAAGUUACCCUUUUAAAAUAA